This is a messenger RNA of Paramacrobiotus metropolitanus, 1308 nucleotides long. Its product is annotated as tumor necrosis factor alpha-induced protein 8-like protein. The record is from RefSeq and is a predicted model, not a curated record. Lineage: Eukaryota; Metazoa; Tardigrada; Eutardigrada; Parachela; Macrobiotidae. The transcript is spliced from 3 exons. Gene Ontology annotation, biological process: regulation of apoptotic process. Gene Ontology annotation, cellular component: cytoplasm. Bases 471 to 1073 code for a protein of 200 amino acids.
GUGCGCACUACGGUUGUUUUCGGUUUGAAAGUGCGGUCAUUUCAAAACGGAGCCAUACCGAGUGCCACUGCCGAUUCGUAAUCGAAAACCAAGAACAUUGUUUUUUUCGUUGAAAGUGGCCUAAUUUAGGUGUUAAUUGAAGUAUAAAUUUGCAAAGAUAAGACAUUUGCUGUAGAAUUACUUACAUUUUUGCCUUUUGCGAUCGAUUUUGAAGGCGGGUGGUUUUGCCUUGUGACUUGAGAACUGAUGUGAGGUAAUUAAAGUGUAUUGCUGAUUGCAGCUCUUGCUGUCAUUUUUGCAUCCAGCAUCCCUUCAUUAUUUCCUGUAACUGUGGAAUAUCGAUGAUUAUUAAUAGUGACAAUCUUUGAGAAUCGUCCUUCGAUCGAGCAGACCGCAGUGAUCUGUGGAUGGACAGCUGAAGUUCUUCGUCAGCUUUUACUACUGUAGCUUUCAAAGCCUUCGUGAGCAAAAUGACCGACCGGCAGGCCACCGCUCCACUUCCUCUGCUCCCAAAUCCGGCUCCAUCCACGGCCAGAAAUUUGUCUUUACGUGCCCAAAAGAAAAUUCUUGGUUCAGUGGCUACUAAGAACGUUGUGAAAUUGUUCAUUGACGACCGGUCAGCGCACUUGCUCGAUAUUCUCCACCAACUGACUCGCGAAUACACGAACAAUAAGCGCCGUGCCGAUAAAUUGCUCAACUACACCAUAAAAACCGCAAUAAAACUGGCUGUACUGAUUCGCAAUGAACAACUGACCGACGCGCAGCUGGUCCGCUGCGGGGAGUUUCGACGUAAAUUCCAUCAGGCGGCUGUGACAUUUAUCAGCUUUCACGAGGUGGACUUUUCCUUUGAUAAGGUAUACUUGCGGGAGAUUAUGAAGGAUUGCGGGGAGCUGUUGAAAGGUGUCGUUGAAAUGCAUCUAACCGGCAAAUCACUGCAUCGUAUUGAUGAAGUGUUCAAGUUCUAUGGAGAUGAUGUUUGGUUGGAGUGGUUGUUUCUGGAUAGUCGGCAUCGUGAUAGUCUGCACGCGGCGGUUAUGGAUUUGCAUCAGCUAUUGCGAGAUGGCGUCAUUUAAGGAGAAUUCUGGAAAUUGUUUUAAACAUCCAUUGUGUCUUUCUUGCCUCGGCGAUCCCGUAAUUUUGUACUUACUGAUCAGAUUAAUUUUAUUGUCUGCACGAAUUCCUUCUGCCUACCUUUUUAUGUGCCUUCCAAGUUGCAACGUCAUUCUAAAUUUUGAUGCGCAAUAACUUUCACACAAAAUUUUGUAGUAAACUCGAAUUUUUGUCGAUUAGCGAAUGUCAACCUCCAAA